This is a messenger RNA of Lactuca saligna, 2768 nucleotides long. NCBI's taxonomy places the organism in Eukaryota, Viridiplantae, Streptophyta, Magnoliopsida, Asterales, Asteraceae. The record is from the annotation of a GenBank genome assembly.
AUGGCGGACGACGACGACGACGACUCUUUUGGUGAAUUCACAUUCGCCUCUAACCAGCCGACGCCUAAUUCCUCCUCUCAGAUUCCAGCCACCACCGGCGACGAUGACGAUUGGGGGGAUUUCAAUUUUGUCGGAAACAACGCAACAGAUCACAAUCUUAAUUCUCCACAGCCGCAGCCACAGAUACAGACAACGCCAAAGUGGGAGAAGAUAAAAGGAGCUUUGCCGCUAUCUCUAUUUGGAGGUGAAGAAGAGGAGGAGGAGGAAGAUAAGAAACCGGUUAUGCCUGUGGCAGGAAAUGAUGUUAAGCAAUCAUCUUUUCCUGGUAAUAGUGGUUUUCCAUCCAAUAACAAUUCUGAUAAAAGUAAUGCUAAUCUGGGUAUCAAUGACUUGAUCUCGGAUCUUUAUGGUCCGAGACAGCAGCAGACGGCUACAAAGGCGGCCGAUAAUGGCAAUGGAUUGGACUCUACUGCAAGAAGUUCAUCUGUAUACAAGGAUCCCCUUUCAAAAUCGGAAUCCUUGAGUUCUUUUAGCUUUCAUUCAGUUGCCACAAAGGCGGCCGAUAAUGGCAAUGGAUUGAACUAUACUGCAAGAAAUUCAGCUGUAUCCAAGGAUCCUUUUUCAAAAUCGGAAUCCUUGAGUUCUUUUAGCUUUCAUUCAGUUGGUGCUUCUGGGUAUCAUGGAUCUGAUGAUGAAGGCGGCUGGGAAUUCAUGGAUGCCUACUCAGAGUCCAAGUUAGCGCAAAAUGGGAAGGAUAAUAAGGAACGUUCUGAGAAGACUGUGUCUCCUCCAAGUGUACAAGAUGGCUCACAUGGACCUAAUGAUCCGUUUGGAACACCAAACAAUGGUUCGCAUAGGCCUAAUGAUCUAUUUGGAGCACCAAACAAUGGAGUUUCUGUUGAAUCUCAUGUAACUGAUAGUGGAUUCAACUCCAAGCCAAUCAUAAACAUUCAUAAUGGAUUUGCAGCUGAUAUAAAAGCUAAUUCCAAAGAUACCACAAACGAGUUAAAUUCAAAUCCACUAGGUGGAAGUGUUGAUAGUUUUGGGGAGUUUGAGGCUGCAUUUAUGGAACAACCAUCAAAGAAGAAGGAAGUAUCUGAGGAAAGCAACUCCCCAUUGGUUCUUAAUGAUGCUUCUCACAAACCAAAUGAUCUAUUUUCAUUUCCAAAUGGACUUAAUGAUUAUUCACACAAUGGAUUUGAUUUCAGACAAAGUCCAGUGGCUCAAAACACUGUCUCCUCAGAUUCAUUCUCUCAAACUGAGUCAAACAAAAGUAAAGAUGCCACUGUGUCACAACCUCAUGUUGAGGGUAAUGAAAAUGAUGAUGAAAAUGUUGAGAUAUCAUUUCAAGAAGCUGGAUCAAAGCCACAGGGAUACGAGCCAAGUCCAAAGAAUUAUAAACAACCUGUGCCACUUUCCAUUUUUGGCAUUGAAGAUGAAACUGAAGUUGAUAAUUCCUUAAAUCUUGAGCAUGAAUUGUUUAAAUCAUCAUCAUCACAUGGGAAACACAUGCGUACUCUUAGCUCAAAUUUAUCAAUAAAUGAUAUUUUAUCCGAUUUGUACAGCCAAUCAGAGCCAAUCACUUCUAAUGUAGUGAAUAAUAAUAAUAAUGAUGAUGAUGAUGAUGAUGAUGAUGGUGAUGAUAAUUUUGAUGAUGGCUCAUGGGAAUUCAAGGAUGCUUCCUCUCAAUCAAAACCUCAAAAUCAGAAUUUAUCAUUUAAAGAGAAACUAAACAAUUUCAUUGAUUUAUAUUCCAAUUUAAAGGAUGAGUUAUGUUUUGUUGCAAGACACCAUCUUCAUGGUCUAAAGAAAGCUCAAAUUAUUGCUACUCUUGCUGGUGAAGAUAUUAAAGUGGCUGCUCUUGAUAAACAAAUUCAGGAGGCCUUUGAGAAGCUUCACCAAAAAGAUAUAAUAUCCACAGAAGUAUAUGAAGAUGAUGACGUGGCACGAGUUAUUUCUUUAAACCAAUAUAUCAAAACUCUCCAUGAGCCACAUUUUCUAAUAUUCGACUCAGAAUAUAACAUAUCAAAAAGAUUGCCAUUAGCAGAAUCAGAUUUGCAAACAGCCAUUGACCUGGUCAACCACAUUACAAGAGUGUUGAAAAUUAUGAAAUUAGCUCCAAAGGGCGAAGCAUGUAAUUAUGUCACUCAAUGGUUUAAGGUGAUUCAAGUAUGCUCUCAAGAACUCAAACAUGCCACAUGGAUUUUGAAUCAAUCAUUACAAAAGAACAUCAAUCAUCAAAUAUUAUCUCAACAACAAGGUAAACAGUUUGUGAAUGCCAUUGGAGAGAUUUAUAGAGUGGUGGUGAUAUUAGGAGCAGCAGAUUUGAGGAGAGGAAUCUCAAUGCCAGCUGUCACUUUUAUCACCACGAAUAGUUCCAGAAAUGAAGAUGGUGAUAUGGAAUGGAGAUGCAUAUUUUGUAACAAUUGCAAAUUUAUGGGCGAAUUUAAUCAGCACUGAUCCUCCAAAGUUGACAUAAAUGGUGUUCUUUAAUAUGAACAAGGUGUGUAGAUGAUGUGUGUUAUUUAAGGGUAAAUAGAUUAGUUAUUGUUUGAUGAUUUUGCAGCUUGUUGUGGACUAUAUAAUAUAUAUAUAGUUUUGCAGCCAUUCUAUGUUUUGGAAAUAUUCUUAUUAAAAUUUGAAAAAAAAGGUUUAUUUGGAAAGUGUUGUCAGUGUAGAAGAUGUAAUACAAGUAUAGACCAAAAAGUGUUGUUAUUUUGGAAUGCUACAAUCAAGUGAUUUUUUAAUAAAUUUAUUUUGUUUUUUUA